GGUCUGGACGAAGGCUACUGAGAGUCAUAAAGGUUGUGUAGAAGCUAAGCCAGUACAAGAUAGCCAUCGCCGCAUAUAUUGUAGCCGAAGCCGGAAGGAUACCUGACGACAGAGGUCGUACUUAGUCCGUAUGCAGCCUCACCUCACCAGAUGGCUAGCUGAUUGCAACCCGUCAGUGUCGUCAAGUAAACGCAUUGUUCACUGACCCUGUCAUUUGCCACGCAGUACUAUCUCUUCCGCUGAAAGCGAUCAGCGCCGAUGAGCUUGAUUUAGAGUCUUCCACUUUUGCCACAAUGUAAGCUAUCCACCACAACUACGAGCAGUGAGUCGCACAACGUCAGCGCCGAGUGCUACCUCGUCGCAUCGAGGUCCUCUCGCGCUCUGGUGGCGAAGCGAUGUACACCGGCUCCAUGGAGACAGAAAGUGUAAUGGUGAAGAUGGGCAGUGGCAGGGACCAAAUACAACGGAUCGCAGGCUCUGUCCACGCAGCUUCUUUGUCGCUUGAGGGUCGAUCACGCCGAUGCUCGCGCUUUGGUGAGGGCGGUGGACUGUCCAUAGUAGACGGUUAUGUCCAUGCUGGUUUGGGCCUUCCCAUUGCGGGCCAUGUAGAGGUCUGGAAUCCUCCUAUUUUGAUGGCGUCGGAUGCUGCAAGGCUUCAAGCAUUCGCAUGCAGGGCUAUGCUUUUCAUACGAUUUCAGCCUUGUCGCUUCGACUGCAGCCUUGCCGGUCCUGGUGGAAUGCUCGUCUGCAAUUGCACACUCUUAAUGUCCGCCAUUACGAGAGGGGUCUGCGCAGCCAUAGCUACUGUAACUCUUGUUCCAUUUCCGGCGGCGCAGGGCGAGGCAGCCAAUGUAUUGCCAGCAAUUCCACUAGCGACAGUGUAUAGUCGAGAGACAAACAGGCGAUGUUGCAACGAGGAUGUGAGCAAUCUUAUCGCUGUCACGAAAGGCAGGCUAUCAUGUGAAUGAUAGACACAAGGCCCGAGGCCUUAGC
Messenger RNA from Baudoinia panamericana UAMH 10762, 993 nucleotides. RefSeq lists its product as uncharacterized. Lineage: Eukaryota; Fungi; Ascomycota; Dothideomycetes; Mycosphaerellales; Teratosphaeriaceae. Bases 396 to 968 code for a protein of 190 amino acids. The record is from RefSeq and is a predicted model, not a curated record. The transcript has a single exon.